Messenger RNA from Pseudovirgaria hyperparasitica, 1506 nucleotides. RefSeq names its product aldehyde dehydrogenase-like protein. The record is from RefSeq and is a predicted model, not a curated record. Gene Ontology annotation, molecular function: oxidoreductase activity, acting on the aldehyde or oxo group of donors, NAD or NADP as acceptor. The transcript has 2 exons. Bases 1 to 1506 code for a protein of 501 amino acids. Lineage: Eukaryota; Fungi; Ascomycota; Dothideomycetes; Acrospermales; Acrospermaceae.
AUGCCACAACUCACAGUACAGCUUAAAACACCCAAUGGAGUCUCAUACACCCAGCCCAUCGGCUUGUUCAUCGGUAAUGAAUGGCACGCCGCCAAGUCAGGCGAAAAGAUCACAUCCAUAAACCCAACAGACGAGACCGAAAUUGCAACGGUAGAAGCAGCAGGACCCGAAGACGUUGACAUAGCCGUAGCUGCAGCUCGUAAGGCUUUCAAAGACCCAUCAUGGAGAGACAUCGGCGGCACAGAGCGAGGAAAGCUGAUGCACAAGCUUGCCACCAUAAUCGAAAGAGAAAAAGAAACCCUGGCAGCCAUAGAGACCUGGGACAACGGCAAGCCAUACAGCGCAUCACUUAACGAGGACUUAGCAGAGGUCACCGGUGCACUAAAUUACUAUGCUGGAUAUGCCGACAAAUUACACGGACAAGUCAUCGAGACUACCCCUGCGAAGCUCGCAUACACCAUUAGAGAGCCAAUCGGCGUGUGUGGCCAGAUCAUUCCAUGGAAUUAUCCGCUUGCCAUGGCAGCCUGGAAACUUGGCCCAGCUCUUGCUUCUGGAAACACCGUCGUCCUAAAGGCUGCCGAGCAGACACCUCUGAGCAUAUUGUACCUUGCAAAUCUCAUUAAGGAAGCCGGGUUUCCUCCCGGGGUUGUCAAUAUUCUUAAUGGCUAUGGUAAGUCGGCUGGAGCAGCGCUAGCUAGCCACUUGGAUGUCGACAAGAUCGCCUUUACUGGUAGCACCAAUACUGGUCGAGAAAUCAUGAAAAUGGCUGCCGUGAAUUUGAAGAACAUAACUCUAGAGACAGGGGGUAAGUCUCCUCUUCUGGUCUUUGAUGACGCGGAUCUGGAUCAGGCUGUAAAGUGGAGUCAUAUCGGCAUCAUGUCGAAUCAGGGGCAAAUAUGCACAGCAACAUCGCGAAUAUUGGUUCAGGAUGGAGUGUACGAUUCGUUCAUCAAAGCCUUCAAGGACCAUGUGGUGAAUACCAGCAAGGUCGGAGACCCCUUCGAAGAUAGCACUUUCCAAGGUCCUCAAGUUACCAAAGCACAGUUCGACCGGGUACUGUCCUACAUUGAGACUGGAAAAUCUGAAGGCGCAACGCUUGCCACAGGUGGGGAGGCUUACAAGAAUGUAAACGGCAAAGGCUUCUUCAUCUCUCCCACCGUCUUCACUGAUGUCAAAAAUACUAUGAAGAUAUUCAGAGAAGAGGUGUUCGGACCAUUUGUGGUCAUCAGCUCAUUCGAGACGGAAGAAGAGGCUGUUGCUAUAGCGAAUGAUACCACGUAUGGUCUAGGUAGUGCAGUGUUCACAAAGGACAUUGUCAAGGCUCAUCGAGUAGCACGGAAUAUCGAGGCCGGCAUGGUAUGGAUCAAUUCGAGCAACGACUCUGACUUUCGAGUACCAUUUGGCGGCGUAAAGCAGUCCGGGAUAGGACGUGAGCUUGGGGAAGCAGGACUCGAUUCUUAUACCAACAAGAAGGCCAUUCAUGUUAAUCUCGGCUCGUGGCUGUGA